Molecule: messenger RNA, 774 nt
Organism: Salvelinus sp. IW2-2015
Lineage: Eukaryota; Metazoa; Chordata; Actinopteri; Salmoniformes; Salmonidae
Source: RefSeq, a predicted model, not a curated record
AUGACAUACCUGGUUCACACGGCUCACCCUCAGUUCGUCAGCCUGUGGUUGAGCGUCGUGGGUUGGGUCCUUACCGCGGUGACCCUUGGACUCAUCCAGUGGAGGGUCUGGCACGUGUCCGACUUCAUCACCUCAGGAGAGGCCUGGGUCGGGAUCUGGAGGGUGUGUUUCUAUAGCCAUACACUCGUGACCUCUGGGUUCAGGGUCAUGUAUUGUCAGAGUAUGGCGCUGUCUGACUCCUUCACGCCCCCGGAGGUCGCCACGGCCCAGGUGCUCACUCUGCUAGGGCUGGUCGUGGGGUUCUGUGGGAACGCCYCCGCCGUCUACGCCCUCAGGAGCGUCUAUUUCGGACAGGAGAAGCAGACGCCUAUCCGCUGUGCGUUCGCGGUGGCUGGUACUCUCUGCUUGUUGUCAGCUGUGUGUUUUCUCAUACCUCUCCUGUGGAACCUGAACUCAGUGGUGACCAAUCAAACAAUAGCGUUCCCUUCGAACUUCCACAUGCCCCCUGCACCUGUGACCCAGAACCCGGGGGCAGGUAUCGGGGUCGGGAUCAUAGGGUCGUUUAUGAUGAUCGUCAGUGGAGUUAUCUUCAUCCUCUACAGGUUCCCUGUCAAGAUGGGACCCAGAGUGGAGCCUUCUUGUCCAGAGGCAAGACACUUUGAUGGGUCAAGUGUUGGGACAUUGUCCCCUGGGUCUGUGGGACACAGUAGGGAUAAUCCGAGUAACUCUCAGGCCAGGGACAAUCCUGCCUUCCACUUUGAUGAGCACUUGUGA